Molecule: messenger RNA, 798 nt
Organism: Quercus robur (English oak)
Lineage: Eukaryota; Viridiplantae; Streptophyta; Magnoliopsida; Fagales; Fagaceae
Exons: 1
Coding region: 1-798 (265 amino acids)
Source: RefSeq, a predicted model, not a curated record
AUGCAGGGGUUUCGAGAUGCUUUAGAUUUCUGUAGCCUUAAAGAUUUGGGCUACUCUGGCUUUCCUUUCACGUGGUGUAAUAGGAGACCGGGUGAUCAUAAUGUUUGGGUGAGACUAGAUAGAGGUGUAGCUACAGUAGAUUGGUUGCUGAAAUUUCCCACUACCCGUGUGCAUCACUUAGAGGCUUUUCAUUUGGAUCAUAGACCACUGCUUUUGGCUUCUGAUUUGGAGGCUAGGAGAUUUUACAGAAAGUGGCACCCGUUUAGAUUUGAAGCUAUGUGGCUUAAGGACAAAACCUGUGAAACGGUGAUUAAAACUUCUUGGGAAACACCUUUGGGCUCAUCUCCAGUAGCUACUUUUUCUCAGAAAAUUGACCUUUGCCAAAUAAAUCUCUGUGUAUGGAACCGUAACACAUUUGGGCAUGUGCGAAUUAACCUGGAAAAAAAGCUGAAGGAGUUGCAUAGGGCGGAGGAGAUGGGGUUGUACAACACCGAUCCUGGUUAUAUUGGACAGCUUCGUGAUGAAAUUCAAGCUCUUAAAAACAAAGAAGAAGUGAUGUGGAAGCAAAGGUCCUGUAACAGUUGGUUAAAGGAUGGAGAUAGCAACACAAAAUACUUCCACAGUAGGGCUACUCAACGAAAUAAGCACAACUAUAUUUCGGGUUUGGAGGAUGACAAUGGAGUUUGGGUGGAAGAGGAUGGCCGGUUGAGUGAUUUAUUUGUGAACUAUUUUUCCAACCUGUUUUCAACCUCUAAUCCAACAAGUAUUGAUACUAUUCUGGAGGGGGGUUACUCCUAG